CGCGGAGGCUACGUGCCUCAGCAGAAUCCCACGUGCUGCUCCUGCUGGUGACGCGCAUUCAAGAUCAAGAUGGCAGCCUCCGUGUGUCGGUGUUACGAGCUCGUCGGCAGACGUGUACUGACCUUGUCCUCACGUUCUCUUGGCUCCUCGCUCGGAAGGAUUGAUGCCUACAGUCCCCGCACAGCUCAGAGUCAAGAUGUCCAGGUGCGCCAUGCCUCAGGUCGGAAGGGGUUCUUCGGGGAGUUUGUGGAGAACUUACGGCAGGAGUUCGGUAAGAACCAGGAGAUGAAGGACAACAUCAAGAAGUUCAGAGACGAGGCCAAGAGACUAGAGGAGUCCGACGCCCUCCAGCAGGCCCGGAGGAAAUAUAAAACAAUAGAAUCUGAGACUGUGAAGACAUCGGAGGUGUUCAAGAAGACUUUUGGUUCUUUUAGUGAAACGGUGAAAGAGGGUCUGGAGGAGGUCAGUCGCACAGACCUGGGUAAGAAGAUCAAGGAGGGGGUGGAGGAGGCGGCCAGGACAGCCAAACACUCGGCCGAGUCUGUCUCCAAGGGAGGGGAGAAGCUGGGCUCCACGGGAGCCUUCAGGGCCAUCUCCCAGGGCAUGGAGAGCAUGAAGAAGGAGAUGGACAUAGUGGAUGAUGGCACCUACAGAGCUCCGCCUCAGCUCAGGAAGAGGAGCGAGUUCUCCUCCAAGCCGGGGGACAAUGACACCAGGGUGUUUGAGGCCAACGAGGAGGCCCUGGGCGUGGUGCUCCACAAGGACUCAAAGUGGUUCCAGCAGUGGAAGGACUUCAAGGACAACAACGUGGUGGUCAACCGGUUCUUCGAAAUGAAGAUGAAGUACGAUGAGAGUGACAAUGCGCUGAUCCGAGCGAGCAGGGCUGUGACGGACCGGGUCACGGACCUCAUGGGUGGACUUUUCUCCAAGACGGAGAUGUCCGCGGUGUUGACGGAGAUCCUGAAAGCCGACCCCAGCUUUGACAAGGACGCCUUCCUCCGGCAGUGCGAGAAGGACAUCAUCCCCAACAUCCUGGAGGCUCUUGUCCGUGGCGAGUUGGAUGUGCUGAAAGACUGGUGCUAUGAAGCGACUUACAGUCAGCUGGCUCACCCCAUCCAGCAGGCCAGAGCUCUGGGCCUGAUGUUCCAGUCCAAGAUCCUUGAUAUCGACAACAUAGAUCUUGCCAUGGGGAAGAUCAUGGACCAGGGACCCGUGCUGAUUAUCACCUUCCAGGCGCAGGUCGUCAUGGUGAUCCGAGGCCCCAAAGGAGAUCUCGUGGAAGGGGAUCCGGAGAAGGUGAUGAGGAUGAUGCACGUGUGGGCGUUGUGCCGGGACCAGGAGGAGCUGAACCCCAACGCAGCCUGGAGGCUCCUGGACAUGUCGGCCUCCAGCACGGAGCAGGCCCUGUAGAGGAGAAGGAGCUGCGUACACACACACACACACUGACACACUGACACACACACACACACACACACUGACACACACACUGACACCGACACACAGACAGAAGGCACAGUGACGGGGAUGGCGUAUGCUCAACAAGAAGGUGGACUGGAAGGACGUGGAUGUAGAAUCCAUGCUCUGGCGCUAACAAAACUCUGACCAGCUCACACACACACACACACACACACACACACACACCCCUUCCCGCCAGACUCAUGGCUGCGUGAGAGCGUUGGUACGCAUCAUUUUUGAUUUCAGAAAAGAAAAGUCCAUGUGCUGGACCACAUGCAAGCAUGAGAACAUGUACGUGCCACGGGAAGCCAUGUUACAUCAUGUGUGUGUGUGUGUGUGUGUGUGUGUGUGUAUGCACAUACACCAUCAAACGUCUUUCUAUGGUUGGAAUGUGUUUUUUGCAGGCUUCCUAGUUGUGUGUGUGUCUGUGGUGCUUUCAAUAGGAACCCUAUUUAUUUUACAAUCGACCAUGACAUGCCUCUGCAAGGGACGAUAGUUCUAGGCUCUCCUGGCCAGCAUGAGGUCCAUCCCACGAAGGACAUGAAGACAGCAUCAAAGACUGGAUGUGUGGACCAGAUAGAGCUGCCAUUUACCUAAAGGCCAAAACAGACAACCUGCGCUAGCCUAUAUGUAUGUUUUAUUGUCUUGCACGAUCCAGGCAAGAUGUGUGUAUUCCGUUUUAGCUCUAGAUCGUCGUAGCUUGUCUCAUAUUAAUAUAGACUCUUCUCUACUCCUUGUAAAUAUACAGUAUGUGAGGUAUGCGUCUGUUGCAUGCCGACAACAACAAGCGGCCCUCAGCUACCUGAACUAAUUUACUGGUUCACAUGAUCCACGUAGUUCUUUCUAAUUCAGUGUUGUCUCAUCUCUGGUUCAGUUGCUCAUGGCAAAGGCUGGGACCUAAGAUGAGAACAUGUAUUUGAUUCUUUUUUUUUUAUAUAUAUAUAUUGUUUUUGUAUUCGGUUUUAUCCAUUGAACAAUUUCUGUAAUCAUUCUAAUUCAGACACCAGGUGAAAUUUCUUCUGCCAACAUUUCAAAUGUCCUCAUUUGCAUUUGUGAAAACUAUGUGAAAGAUAUUAUUGAACAUUAUGCAUCUUAAUGAACAUUGAGAGUGGCUAUAAUGGCAAUAGCUGCUGACAUAGUUUCAGGAAAGAGAUCUGGCAGUUCUAUGUGAAUGCAGACAUUAUUUAGCAUAUUGAUCUAUGACGGAAAUGUAAGUUGAUCCUUGUACUUCAUGGAAGCCUGACAAGUCAUAUUAAUGUAUUGAGUCCACUGUGUAUAGCUACUGGUCCACUCUGCCCAUUGUUUACAUAGAGUGAAGAAAGUGCAGAUACGACAGCUGAACGUACAAUUAGGGCCUUUCAGCAUACUUAAGCAGUAGGACAUUGUGUAUUGCUUGGUGGGGAUAGUUCAUCUUUCGUUGUAUUUUUAUUGCAUUCCGAAUGUAUCUGUUUUCACUGGUUAGAUGUAUUACCUGGAAGAAUGCUAAAGCAGGUGUUGUUUAAAGGGGGUUUACCAUGAAAUAAGCAGUGGUUCUGUACAAAAGAAAUAUUUUAAUUUAUAUAACAGAUUUAGUUAAAAGAAUAUCGAACAUUUCCAUUUUUCGAUAAUUCUUUGUAGAAAAAAAGCUGAUUCUGUGAUAUUGUAGAUAACGUUUGAGUUACUUGCCAUACAAGACUUGUCAAAGGCUGUCUUUCAUCCUGUCUUUCAUUUCAUCAAGUAAGCGGUCGGCUCAUAUUGUAUUUCCAUAUCCUCAUUCUUUCUAAUUAUUUGCUGUAAAUAAAGAAGACUAUUAUA
This is a messenger RNA of Gadus macrocephalus (Pacific cod), 3249 nucleotides long. RefSeq names its product mitochondrial import inner membrane translocase subunit TIM44-like. Gene Ontology annotation, cellular component: mitochondrial inner membrane. Bases 70 to 1410 code for a protein of 446 amino acids. NCBI's taxonomy places the organism in Eukaryota, Metazoa, Chordata, Actinopteri, Gadiformes, Gadidae. The transcript has 13 exons. Gene Ontology annotation, molecular function: protein-folding chaperone binding. The record is from RefSeq and is a predicted model, not a curated record. Gene Ontology annotation, biological process: protein import into mitochondrial matrix.